Molecule: messenger RNA, 698 nt
Organism: Notothenia coriiceps (black rockcod)
Lineage: Eukaryota; Metazoa; Chordata; Actinopteri; Perciformes; Nototheniidae
Product: adenosylhomocysteinase B-like
Exons: 8
Coding region: 87-698 (203 amino acids)
Biological process (GO): L-methionine cycle
Cellular component (GO): cytosol
Molecular function (GO): adenosylhomocysteinase activity
Source: RefSeq, a predicted model, not a curated record
GUCAUGUGUCGUUCCCUCCCUCUCUGACUCUUUUCGUCGGCAAGGCUGCACUAAACCUACCCAAAACAACACACCAGAAAACAACCAUGUCUGACAAACUUAACUACAAAGUUGCUGACAUCAGCCUGGCCGACUGGGGGCGUAAGGCUAUCGACAUCGCAGAGAACGAGAUGCCGGGUCUGAUGAAGAUGAAGGAGAUGUACGGUCAGUCCAAGCCGCUGAAGGGCGCCCGCAUCGCUGGCUGCCUCCACAUGACCCUGCAGACCGCCAUGGAAGGUUAUGAGGUGACCACCAUGGAUGAAGCUUCAAAGGAAGGAAACAUCUUCGUCACCACCACCGGCUGCGAGGACAUCAUCGUGGGACAUCACUUUGAGAGCAUGAAGGACGACGCCAUUGUGUGCAACAUCGGACACUUUGACUGUGAGAUCGACAUAAGCUGGCUCAACAAGAACGCUGCAGAGAAGAUCAACAUCAAACCUCAGGUGGAUCGCUACCGGAUGAAGAGCGGCCGUCACAUCAUCCUCCUGGCCGAGGGCCGCCUAGUGAACCUGGGCUGCGCCAUGGGACACCCGUCCUUCGUCAUGAGCAACUCCUUCACCAACCAGGUUCUGGCUCAGAUCGAGUUGUGGAAGAACACCGACAAAUACCCCAUCGGAGUCCACUUCCUGCCCAAGAAGGUGGACCUGCUCUACAAAUAA